CCCAAUUCACGCACACACUAAGCUAUCCAGAUGUCUGUGGGCACGUGUCGACUAAGACACUAAUGUCCGUCUGCCGUGGGACACAAACGAUGCACCAUCGGCUUGACCACAAGAAUUAUCAAACAACACUAACAAACACGUACACACCACCCACCCACCCACGUACAUGUCAUUCAUUUACCCCAUACUAUGGGUGUGGAACGGAACACCACAGCACGGAAUAACACGAACAACGACACGCAUCACGUGACAGAAAAAAGGAUACUAAUGCCACUAGCUGAUACUGCAGACUAAUCACUUAAAGACAAAGAGGCAGACCAGUGUUUGUGUGUGUGCGUGUGUGUCCCCUUCUGCCACUCAGUGGUGGCUGUUGGAGCCUCCCCUAAAGCUGUGGUAGUCGUAUAUGCAGCACACGGGCUUUUUCUUGCCAGAAUGGUCGGCGUCGAUGAAGGUCAGCUUGCCCUUGGCACACUUGUAGGCCACCGUCGCGUAGAGGGGCUUGACGCACUUCUUGUCGGCCUCGAGCAGCUCGUAGCCAUGAGGGCACUUGUACUUGUAGCUCAGCUUCUUGCUGGCGUAGCACUUGCUGCCGUCAUCAGUCAGCUUAUACCCAUACUUGCACUCGUAGUCGACGUCAUAGGUCUUCUUGGCCACACACUUGUGGUCCUCCAGGUAGCCGUGCUUGCAGUAAUGCGCCUUAGCUUCGUAUUCGGUCGUCUUGCAUCCCUCAGGCGUGAACUUGAAGUGCUGAAGCAAUGACACGCAGACACACAGAUGAGUAUGUGUGUGCGCGGAAUCGUCCAGUGCCGUGUUGGCGAUGUUCUCACUCGACUCACUCACCUCUGAGCAGUAGUACUCGAGGUCGGCAUAGUCGUAUUUGAUGCACUUGUGCGUCUCGUCGUCGAACUCAAAGCCGUAGGGGCACUUGGUCUUCUUGUCUUGAUACUUGUCCGCCCAGCACUUGCUGUAGUCGCUCGUGAGGGAGUAGCCGGAUGGGCACUUGUAGUCGGGAUCAUAGUAGGCCUUCUUGACACACUUGCGGUCGUGCAGUGUGUAUCCGGCCUUGCACUUGGGGUAGUAGAGGGGGUAGCUGUCGAUGAUCUUGAAGCACUUGUGGCCCUCGAGGUAGCCGUGCUUGCAGUAGGGCACCUUCUCCUCGUACGUCGUCGUCUUGCAGCCCUUCGGCGACUCAUAAGAAUGCUGCACACACACACACACACACACACACGGGAGAGGGAAUGAAACACGCCCAUCUGUCUGUGUGGCGUAGUGUGUUCACACACUCACACACUCACUCACCGCAAGGCAGUAGUACUCGAGGUCAGCAUAGAUGUACUUGAAGCACUUGUUCUUGUCGUCAGUCAGCUCGUAGCCGUAAGGGCACUUGUAGAGCUUGUGUUCAUACUUGUCGGCGUAGCACUUGGCCCUGUCGGCUGUGAAGCCGUAGCCGUAAGGGCAUUGGUACUCGACGGGGUAGUGCUCGUAAUCGAUGCACUUGUGGCCGUCGAGCUCGCCGUAUUUGCAGUAGGGGGUUUUCUUCUCGUAGACGUACCUGACGCAGCCCUCGGCGGUCUUCUUGGUGCCCUGCACCCACAAUCAAAGGAUCAAAUCAAGGAAUCAAUCGAUCAGCAUAACACACAAGUGUCGGGUUCUGCUUGCGUCUGCAUACCUCAGGGCAGUAGUACUUGAUGUCCUGGUAGUCGUAUUUGACGCACUUGUGUGAGUCGGCGUCGAACUCAUACCCGUAAGGGCACUCGUAGUGCACAUCAGCCUUCUUCUCGCACACACCGUGUGUGUAGCCGUAACCGCCGUAACCGCUCUGGGCGGCAGUUGGAGGCACACAUGCCAGCAGCAGCAAGGCCGAAGCACACAAGGCAAAGACGCCCAUAGUGACAGCUGAGAACUGGCGGAUGGCAGCCAAGCGGGGCGGCAACAAGACGAAGAGUGCAGGGAAGUCGCUGUACUGGCUGUGUGUGGGUCAGGAAGAAGCUGUGUAAGUGUUUGUUUGCUGUGGUUGAUGUCGGGAG
Messenger RNA from Vitrella brassicaformis, 2027 nucleotides. Lineage: Eukaryota; Vitrellaceae. The record is from the annotation of a GenBank genome assembly.